GGUAUGUGUCACUAUGGUGACGGCGGACGGGACAGCGCGCCCCAACGGUCACAUGACUGCAGUCAUCUGACCGCCUGACGCACGUGUGUGAGGUUACGCGAGCGGUAAACAUUGCAGUCUAUCGCCACAGAAUAAAGUAGAGGGUAUAAUACACAAAUAAGGAACGAUUACAAAGAGGUGCCAUUUGGACCCGUGCAGAUGGCCUCUUCCACUUCCUCCACCCCGUCUGUCCUCCUGAACACGGGGGCUCAGAUGCCCCUCCUGGGUCUGGGGACCUAUCGGCUGACAGGAGCUGAGGAUGUCUGCUGUGCUGUGGACGCGGCGCUGGCUGCUGGUUACCGGGCCUUUGACACGGCUGCUGUCUACCGCAAUGAAGCCGACUUGGGCCAAGCCUUGAAGAAACUGCUGCCCAAAUACAGACUGAGCAGGGAGGAUGUUUUCAUAACCAGUAAACUGGGUCCCAAGGAUCAGGGUGUGAGGGCCACUGAGGGAGCCUUGCACAGCCUGUCUCAGCUGGACCUGGGUUACAUCGACCUCUACCUGAUCCACUGGCCCGGCACACAGGGACUGGCAGUGACUGACAAACACAACCCAGUCAACAGAGCUCAGAGUUGGACUGCUUUGGAGGAGCUGCAUGCACAGGGGAAACUCAAGGCCAUAGGAGUGUCAAACUACACACCAGCGCAUAUGAGAGAGCUGAUCCAGAGCUGCAAGGUCCGUCCUGCAGUGCUGCAGUCUGAGUUCCACCCACGGCUGUGCCAGGCAGAGUUGAGGAAUGUGUGUAAGGAGCACGGUGUGUGUUUCCAAGCCUACUCCUCGUUGGGGAAAGGAAUACUGCUCACAGAUCCCGUGGUCAUGAGGGAGGCAAAUUACUGUGGACGCACACCUGCACAGGUGCUGUUGCGGUGGGCGGUGCAGCAGGGCGUCCCGGUGCUGCCUAAGUCAUCCCAGCCAGACAGAGUGGAGGAGAACGGCCGGCUGUUUGACUUCAGGCUGAGUGACAGCGUCAUGGACACACUGUCAGCUCUGGACUGUCGACAGCACUACUGCUGGGAUCCCUCAGAGGUGGCCUGAUCCUCACACGCCGCUGCUCCUAGCAGCUUGCCAAGCACGCUGUCCUCUGUCGUGUCUUUUUAGCGACACCAUCUCUCUAUUUUGGCAGUAAUGCAGCGAUGGGAAACCAGCUGACACCAUUAAGCUUCUCCAGGGUCCCGGCAGGUUUCACAUAAUGAAAGCACUGAGUUAAUGUUUCAAGUGUUGAGGUAAAUGCAGUGUGUGUUUAAGCGACAUGAUGCCUUGUUUUUUGUGGUAAUGCUGGGAGCAAUUUGAAGCAACACAUAUGGGUUUGUUGCCUCAUGGCCUGUUGUAUUUCUUCCAAUAAUUUUAAUAAUGCUUCCAUUUUCAAACUAUUUCCUCACUUACCUCAUAUUGUUAAAGUAUAGUUUUGACUUAAUGUUGUAGUUUGUUCAUUGCAGUUGCUUAUGAAUUACAUGAACUAACCAUAAACUCUGACAAGAUUUCAAAGCAUCCUCUGUACUGGUGUAAUAAAAUAACAACACAAUACACUCGUAUUAAAACCACUCAUAAAAUUCUUUAUUGUUUAGUACAGCAUAUACCAGCAGUGUCACAGCAGUAGAGAAAAUACAUUUACAAAAGUCAUAAAAAAAAUGAAAAGGACUCCAAAAAAAAGAGGAAAUAUUCAAAGUUUGAGUUUCUCCACACACAUCUUUAGAUUCAAGUAAUACCGAGGAUGGUUGCAAAACUACAGGUGCCCAGGCAGGUUGUGUUAACUGUCACAAAUGUUUAACGUUGAAAAACACCAUUAAUGGAGACAGGACUUUGAAUAGAGCCAUAUUAGGUUGUUCAAAUCGUUAUAUCUGCUUAAAAUUAUAGUUGGCCCAACUGAUGAAUCGGUGUAAGCCCUUUUAAGAUUUUCCUCACAGUUGUGACAGCAAACCCACUUCCAUGUUGUGCUAUUUCUUGAGUAUAAUCUGUGACAGUGAGCCGUCAGGUUUAAGGCGGUGAUUGGGAAAACAGGUACAUAGACAAGGCUGGCUGUGCAGUUUCACAUCACAAGUUACAGCAUGUUCAUAUGUUCAUCAAGGCAGUUCACCAGUUAACCCUUUAAAUUCCAACUAAACUGUAUUAUCGAGACAAAAGCGCCUGUUUAUCUCUCUCUUAGCUCAAUGUCAAACACGUAUUCUCUGUUAACCGAUUUUACUAUUUGUGCCAAAGUCUGUCUACAAGGAGUGACAUAUUGUAGACAUGAAAUACAAUUACAUCAUUCUUAAAAACUGGGUUGCCUUGUACCCAUUAUGUUUCCCUGUUAACUUUCAUGAGUUAUCUGAUGUCAUUAGAAAACGUUGGGAUCAAUUCUUUCAUAUAAAACUGAGUUGUGAGAGAAAGAGUUAACUGUAUUAAAUGUGCUGGAGGCAUUACAAUGUUGGAUGGAAUUUAAAGGGUUACCAUAUAUUUCAAUCAAUUCAUUUGUGUCUUACACAAAGUCAGAUAAUGAUGCAUAUGCUAUCACAAAAAGGUAGAUUUGACUGAUUGCCAUUCAGAAUGUCUAAAAUUCUUUCCUCAUAACUUGUCCUUUGCUUGGUAAAUGUGAAUAAAUUGGCUUGAGGAAAAGCUAUGAGAAAAGCUG
This is a messenger RNA of Myripristis murdjan (pinecone soldierfish), 2647 nucleotides long. RefSeq names its product glyoxal reductase. Lineage: Eukaryota; Metazoa; Chordata; Actinopteri; Holocentriformes; Holocentridae. The record is from RefSeq and is a predicted model, not a curated record. The transcript is spliced from 6 exons. The coding region runs from base 199 to 1074 and encodes 291 amino acids.